Endocarpon pusillum Z07020 is the source of this 969-nucleotide messenger RNA. RefSeq lists its product as uncharacterized. Bases 1 to 969 code for a protein of 322 amino acids. Gene Ontology annotation, molecular function: protein dimerization activity. The transcript has a single exon. Lineage: Eukaryota; Fungi; Ascomycota; Eurotiomycetes; Verrucariales; Verrucariaceae. The record is from RefSeq and is a predicted model, not a curated record.
AUGCCCCAGACCGUCGACUCACUACGAACUCGUCCGGCAGAAGGAACCAGUGGCGGAAACUUUGCAAAUCGCAUUUCUAACCUUGCUUCAACUUCACAUCAUGUCUGGCAAUUACCAAACUGGAACUCACAACCAGGCUACUCCAAUCCCGGAAUACAGGCCAUGGCCAUAGACACCUUUCCACCUCACGACGUGUGGGAUCCCAACGACUGGAAUCAAUCGAACUUUUCAAACCCGAGCCACAGGGAUUCUGUGGUCAGCAAGGCCGAAUCAGCAUAUCCUUCUGGCAGCCCUGUACCUGAGGAAUUUGGCCAGAAUCUCGACUUCGCAUGUAGACAUCCAAACGCGCGGGCCUCGAGUUAUGGAGACCUCUCAAGCAUUGGUGAACGCCUAACCCCAUCACCAUUUUCCCAUGCAAUUUCUCCUUCAACUCCAGGUGGCUCGGCAUGGAUAUCGGUUGCGGAUUCGGCUUAUGGUAGUCUUCCAGGUUCGAGCCACGGAAGCGGAUCAAGUGAAGCAGAGUCUAUGAUACAUGCUACGCAUUAUUUCGCAUCUACCAAUGCAGAGAAUUCUCCUAGCUGCACAAUCGAAGCAGCCUCCAGGACCGUAACGAAUCUUGGUCAUCUCCAAACAAGUCCGAUCAAUGACGUGCCGUCGACACUCAAAGCAACUCCUGCAGACCAAAAGGACCGAUUAAGGCAGGAUGCUCACAGCAAAGUUGAGAAACGAUACCGGAUGAACAUCAAUAGUAAGAUCCAACAGUUGAGGGAAAUCCUGCCAAACAAUCACUCCUGUGAGAGGCCUUCUCUUCGGCGCAAGAGCGGCACAGAACUCAGCAAACGGGACAUACUUUCGCUCACCAUAACCAACAUGGAACGACUCCAGUUUGAAGUCCAAAAUCUCACUUCACAGAACAGAGAGCUAAAGGCGAGAAUUGCGCGCAUGCAGUCUGAUACUGCGCACGAAUGA